Anoplopoma fimbria (sablefish) is the source of this 1676-nucleotide messenger RNA. RefSeq names its product F-box and leucine-rich repeat protein 2 (gene fbxl2). Lineage: Eukaryota; Metazoa; Chordata; Actinopteri; Perciformes; Anoplopomatidae. The record is from RefSeq and is a predicted model, not a curated record. The coding region runs from base 326 to 1624 and encodes 432 amino acids. The transcript has 14 exons. Gene Ontology annotation, molecular function: protein binding. Gene Ontology annotation, cellular component: SCF ubiquitin ligase complex. Gene Ontology annotation, biological process: SCF-dependent proteasomal ubiquitin-dependent protein catabolic process.
AGAUAGAGGCGGAAGUGAAGUCACUUGACAGACCGUCCAUGUUAUUAUUGUUAUUCUCGGCAGCCCUGUGAUGAGACGGGCUGAGGAGCCGUUGGUCUCCGAGACAACACGACCGUUGACGUUACCGCGGAACGAGCCGACGCAGACGCGGCCGACACCUCCUCACUGACCCGGGAGAGGGGAGGAGGAGGAGGAGGAGGAGGAGGGUGUGAGGACCCAGCACCAGCUCGGCUCCUACACUCCGACAUAUAAAUAUAUAUAUAUAUUAAAACAAUAACAAUAACGCUCGUCAAACGGCUGGUAGCGGGGACGAGCCGCAGCAGACAUGAACGGUAUCACCAAGGGCCGGUUCGAGGUGUUCUCAAACAGCGAUGAAGCGCCCAUUAACAAGAAGCUCCCCAAAGAGCUUCUUCUUAGAAUAUUCUCCUAUCUAGAUGUGGUUACACUCUGUAGGUGUGCCCAAGUAUCCAAGGCGUGGAAUGUCCUGGCCCUGGACGGCAGCAACUGGCAGAAGAUUGACUUGUUCAACUUCCAGACAGACAUAGAGGGGCGCGUGGUGGAGAACAUUUCGAAGCGUUGCGGAGGCUUCCUGAGGCAGCUGAGCCUCAGGGGCUGCCUGAGCGUGGGAGAUGCCUCCAUGAAGACGUUUGCUCAGAACUGCAGAAACAUUGAAGUGUUGAACCUGAACGGCUGCACCAAGAUCACAGACAGCACCUGUCUCAGCCUCAGCAAGUUUUGCUACAAACUCAAACAGCUCGAUCUUACUUCCUGUGUGUCCAUCAGCAACCACUCCCUCAAAGCCGUCAGUGAUGGCUGCAGAAUGCUGGAGAUGUUGAACCUGUCAUGGUGUGACCAGAUCACACGUGAUGGCAUUGAGGCUCUGGCUAGAGGCUGCAAUGGUUUACGAGCACUCUUCCUCAGAGGAUGCACACAGCUGGAAGAUGGAGCAUUGAAACACCUCCAGAAACACUGCCCAGAACUCACCACCAUCAAUAUGCAGUCUUGCACACAGAUAACUGACGAAGGCCUAGUCAGUCUGUGCCGAGGAUGCCACAAGCUACAGAUCCUUUGUGUGUCUGGCUGCAGUAACAUCACUGAUGCCUCCCUCACUGCAAUGGGACUCAACUGUCCCAAACUCAAGAUCCUUGAAGCUGCACGAUGCUCCCAUGUUACAGACGCUGGGUUCACUGUGCUGGCCAGGAACUGUCAUGAGCUUGAAAAAAUGGACUUAGAAGAAUGUAUUUUGGUGACAGAUAACACCCUGGUUCAGCUGUCUAUCCACUGCCCUCGCCUGCAAGCACUGUCCCUGUCCCACUGCGAGCUGAUCACAGACGAUGGCAUCAGAGCUCUGAGCAGCAGUACAUGUGGCCAAGAGCGCCUCACCGUGGUGGAGCUGGACAACUGCCCCCUCAUCACUGACGUGACCCUGGAGCACCUGAAGAGCUGCCAUCGUCUGGAGCGCAUUGAGCUCUACGACUGUCAGCAAGUCACCAGGGCUGGAAUCAAACGCAUCCGGGCCCACCUCCCAGAGAUCAAAGUCCACGCCUACUUUGCCCCAGUGACACCCCCUCCCUCUGUACAUGGAGGUGGCCAGCGUCUGUGCCGCUGUUGCAUCAUCCUCUGACAGUGGAGGGCCAGGGGGGGCCACCUCUGUCUACAGGUCCUGCUGCUCUGAU